This is a messenger RNA of Zasmidium cellare ATCC 36951, 696 nucleotides long. RefSeq lists its product as uncharacterized. The transcript has a single exon. NCBI's taxonomy places the organism in Eukaryota, Fungi, Ascomycota, Dothideomycetes, Mycosphaerellales, Mycosphaerellaceae. Bases 1 to 696 code for a protein of 231 amino acids. The record is from RefSeq and is a predicted model, not a curated record. Gene Ontology annotation, molecular function: rRNA primary transcript binding. Gene Ontology annotation, biological process: nuclear-transcribed mRNA catabolic process, RNase MRP-dependent; maturation of 5.8S rRNA from tricistronic rRNA transcript (SSU-rRNA, 5.8S rRNA, LSU-rRNA). Gene Ontology annotation, cellular component: ribonuclease MRP complex.
AUGGCCAGCGCAGAAAAAGCCCUCCACAUCUCCCAAGACUCUCAGUCCACGCUGGCGCAUUUAUCCUCCCUCCUCCACCUCUUCCACCACCGCAACAAAAACCAACACCGCCGCAGCAUCUGGUGGCGACACUUCUCCCUCCUUCGCAAAAACCUCUCCCACCUCAGCACCACAAUCGACCAACUCAACACCCUCCCCACAACUAACCUCGCCCGCACGCAGAAGAAACGCUCCGAUGCCCUCCUCAUCGCCAACCAUGAGAAGAGGCUUGUCUUCUGGAGGGAUGCCAUGGUUCCGAGGUGGCAGCGGGCGUUUUCGCAGGUUGUGGCGGAUGGGAGGUUUGCGGUGCUGGGGGUUGUGUUGAUGGCGGUUUUGGCGGAGGUUUGUGCGGUUGUGGGGGUGACGGUGGAGUUGGAGGAGUUGGGGCAGGGGGAGGUUGAGAGGGUGCUUGAGGAGUUUGGGCGGGAGGAGUGGGGUGAGGGAGGGGUGAUGCGAGGGGAGGGAGAGGAUCGGGGAGAGUUGGUGACGAGGGUGGAGGAUGAUGAGUCUGAGAAGGUUGAGAUGGGAGGGAGUACAAAUUCCAAGCCGCCGGAGGUACCCAAAUCUUCCAAGAAACGCUCCUCAGAAGCACCCGAGAAGAAGACCAAAAAGAAACGCAAAAAGACCGGCAACGCCAUCGACGACAUCUUUGGCUGA